Messenger RNA from Chilo suppressalis (striped riceborer), 1221 nucleotides. The record is from the annotation of a GenBank genome assembly. Lineage: Eukaryota; Metazoa; Arthropoda; Insecta; Lepidoptera; Crambidae.
AUGUCGGACUGUAUAAGUCACUGUAUUGAAAUAUCCAACCACAAAAAUUAUGGAAAUGUGGCACCGAACAUCAACAAGUGCAUUAAUCGAAUAGCACAAAUAGAAGCCUUUCAAGAAUAUAAAGUAGAGGUCGAAGAUAUUUCAACUAAUGGUGGAAAUUACUUGGCAAUCUUACAAACGAUAAAUAUUAAAGGAAAAACUAAAACAACUUAUAAAGAAAUUAGUCUAUUCGUAAAAAAUAAAUUAAAGUCUGUACAAGACAAUAAUUUUCAAGUGGAUGAAAUUUACGAACGAGAAGUUUUCUACUACAAUGAACUAUCAAAGAUAUAUGAUAAACUACAAGACGAAGCGAAUAUUCCAGUUGACGAAAGAUUGAGAAAGGUGAAAAGCUAUAAUGAGUCAAACACGGAAGCCAUAAUUUUCGAGAAUUUGAGUAAAACAGGCUUCACAACACGACACAGGCUCGAGCCCAUGUCUCUGCAAUUUGCUGAAAUGUCUGUUAAACAACUGGCAAAAUUUCAUGCUUUAUCUUUUGUCUUGAAAUGUAAGAAACCAGAGUAUUAUGAGAUGAAAGUAAAACCAUUUACUUAUCCAAUAGAUGUUAAUACGGAUUUGGAAGAUUAUGUAGUCAAUGCAUGUACUGCUGCAGCCAACUGUUUAGAUAGUGAUUUAAAAGUAAGGUUGGAAAAUUUUAAGGAAAAAAUAGUGCAAGUAUAUAAAAAAUUCGCUAGUCCUCCGACUGACAAAUCAACAUGCUUGUGUCAUGGUGAUUUUAGAGCUAAUAAUAUAUUGGUUAAAGAAGAGGAUGGUGAUAUAAAAGAUCUGAUUGUUGUCGACUACCAAACAAUGCGUCACGGUAGUCCAGUAACAGAUUUCAUAUACUUCGUUUUCAUGGGUUCAGAUCAGGAAUUCAGACGAGCCCACUUGGUCGAGUUAAAGGAAUUAUAUUACGAAACAUUGGAGAGGUUUCUAAGUGAGUUUGGUAUAGCAGUCCAUGAUGUCUAUCCCAGGAAGCUAUUUGAACAAGAAUACCGGGACUAUUUAGACGUAGGACUUACAUUAUUCUUGUUUGGAGCUCCAUUUCUGAUGUGCUCCGAUGAUGAUGUACCCGACCUGCAAAAUGAGUCUUUUUCUAAAGUCAAUUUCAAUUUUGACAACGACAAAUGUAACGAGCGACUGCGUGGCAUGGUUGAGGAUUACAUACAGUGGGGAUAUUUGUAA